GAAUAUGGAAAAAGGUGGUGUUUCAUUUUAAGUUGAAACUGAUAUUUGCUUGUGCUAUUAGUUAAGUUCUUGGUCAUUACAGCAAAAUACUAUGGUUAAAAUUAGAACCUUUGUAAAUCGCUAGUAUAGAUGUACAUAUUUGUAUACUUUCUUCACAAUACAAAUCAAAUUGGAGUAAAUUCCAUACGGUGAUUUGCUUUAUUCCACCAAACAAGGAGGUACAGUAGUUGUCUAAAGCUAGUAUAAAACCCCCAAAAAACAAAUGAAAGGAAGAUAUUAAAAAAAAUAAAAAAAAAAUAAAAAGUGUUAGAAAAAUUUGCAAGGUGGUUGACACUUUCUAUAAAUUACCUACUUACUAGUGAUAAAUUGGUAAUGAAAGAUCCUUCAUAUAUCCCAUUAGAACAAGCCACAUUACACAUCCAAAAAAAAAAAAAAAAUGGUUUGCUCCUCUCAUCCAAAAACUUCCCUAAAAUCAUCAUCUACUAGCAUAAACUCUUUGAAGCUUAAGAGCUUAGUACAAUCCUUUAUUUUCUCCCACAUAUAUAGAGCUAUAACGAAAGCGAAAUCAUUAUUAUUACAAAUUAUGAAGAAGAAGAAGAAUAAUGUGAAGUUGUUUGUUGGUUCAUUUAGGUUGCAUUAUAAUUGGUGUUCUUCUCAUGUGAUGCCAGUGCCUGUUCCAACAGCAUUUGAUGUCUACUAUGAUUCUACAUGGAAUUCUAUUAUUUCUAGUGCUUGUGAUGAGUCUGAACUCUCUGGCUAUCUUCAAUGGCUUGAAGAAAAGGACAAUAAUGAUAUUGAUAAGCUUGCUGAUAUGUUCAUUGCAAAUUCACAUGAAAGGUUUAGGUUGGAGAAAGUUGAAUCUUAUAGAAGAUUUCAAGAAAUGUUGGCUAGAAGUGUAUGAUCCAAUAUUAUUUUGGUGGUGUUGUGUGUUUUCAUAAUUUUUUCAUAUUUCGGAGGGUGCAUGAACUUUUUUUUACUUUGUUUAAAUUUAGAGAGUUAGGUCUUGUGGGAUUAUAUUAUAACCAUAGAAUAUGGAGUAAUGAGAAGGAAAAUUUGUUGGCUAGAUGUGAUUAUGGAUAAUUAUGCAAUUCUUCUUAUUGCAAUAUGUUUAUACCUUUGAGAUCUGAAAUUUUAUUACAAUCCUUCUACUAAA
Messenger RNA from Solanum lycopersicum (tomato), 1153 nucleotides. RefSeq lists its product as uncharacterized. The record is from RefSeq and is a predicted model, not a curated record. Lineage: Eukaryota; Viridiplantae; Streptophyta; Magnoliopsida; Solanales; Solanaceae.